Molecule: messenger RNA, 799 nt
Organism: Oreochromis aureus
Lineage: Eukaryota; Metazoa; Chordata; Actinopteri; Cichliformes; Cichlidae
Gene: msmp1
Product: microseminoprotein, prostate associated 1
Exons: 3
Coding region: 1-393 (130 amino acids)
Source: RefSeq, a predicted model, not a curated record
AUGAUAAAGAUGGAGCUCUCCAGGAUUCACUUGUUGCUUGGAGCCGUAGGGUUUCUUCUGUGGACCAGCGGUGGCUCUGCUGCACCCAUGGAGUGCCACUUCAGCUCCAGAGCUCUGUGUGUGUACGAGGGGAGGCACUACUCACUGGGUGAAACCUGGAUGGACGACGCUUGCAUGCAAUGCACCUGUCUGCACCCUGUUGGGGUCGGUUGCUGCGAGACAGUGCAUCGGCCGGUGGAUUUCCCCGCAUGGUGUGAAGUGCAGGUGGAGCCAGUGACCUGCAAAGUGUCUCUAGUCCAGUCAGCUGACCCCCGCCUGCCCUGCUCCCCGGGUGAUGCUAACAAGGACCCGAGUCAUGGUUCGCUUCACCUGCAGCAGCAUCUCGAGGGCUAGAACGCAACUAUCACCGAGCAACUCUGCUGCCACUCUGCCUGCCCAUGGAGCCGAUACUCACUACAGUUAGAUAUCCAUAACCAUUACUCAUCUUCAGUAUAUGAAUUAUUCAUAUAGGGAAUAUGAUGCUUAGCAAUUUUUAAGCAAAUGUGCAGCAAUUUACACAAAAUAAUUUGAAGUCUUAACAGAUGUAGAAAAUGUAGGUGCCUGCCUGCUUUAGAAGCAUUUCAAUUUCUAUUUACGCUUUAAUCAGUUAGCAACUUCUCUAAUCACAGCUCAGCUUAUUAAACUCCUUUUAAGUUUACAGGAUUUUAAAAUGCUAAAUAACAUCCAACUUUUAAGUGUUUUUUUUGUAAAGGUCCUGAUAUUAAUCCAACUACUAUCUUUAAUUAACCCACUAAUGACC